This is a messenger RNA of Telopea speciosissima, 607 nucleotides long. RefSeq lists its product as uncharacterized. NCBI's taxonomy places the organism in Eukaryota, Viridiplantae, Streptophyta, Magnoliopsida, Proteales, Proteaceae. The coding region runs from base 75 to 518 and encodes 147 amino acids. The transcript has 4 exons. The record is from RefSeq and is a predicted model, not a curated record.
AUUCUAAAGGGGAACGAUCAACUCCGGCGAAAUUGGAAGGUGGAGAUUGUCCGAGGAAAAGGAUUGGUUGAGGAAUGAGGAUGGCAGCCGGGGCAGGAAGGGGAAGCCUGGUGAUGGCAGCGAAUUAUAAGUUGGAAACUAUUUCUUUCGAUGGGUUUCACGGAAAUCCGAAUCAUUUGCAGCGUCGUCUCUCCGCUUCCAAACCCUCCUGGGUCGUCAGAACUGAGUCAAAUGUUUGGAAAGAACAACGUAAGAAGCCAGACCCACCUUGUAUUGUCUGUGGAGGAAGUGGAAGAGUUAUGUGCCACCAGUGUCAGGGAAGAGGCAGGACGAACUUUGUACAUCUAGCAAUGCUUCCAAAAGGGGAGUGGCCAAAAUGGUGUAGGACUUGUGGUGGAAGUGGCCUUGGUUAUUGCUCGCGUUGUCUGGGAAGUGGGGAAUACAGGGAUAUUAUGGGCUUCCAUUUCAUGAAGAUGGAUAAAGAUCGGAUGCAAGAUUCAAAGCAGGAACUUAAGUAACGAGAAAGGCUAUGUGGGACAGCAUACACUUUCUUGCCUUCAGGUAACCUUGUUUUGUAAUUAUCAUCUGAAGCUGAGUUCUGCCUUGU